AUAAACUAUAUAUUAAGACUAUACUUAAAUAACUUUACAAUAGCCUAUAUUAAUAAUAUUUUUAUUUUUUUAAAAACCUUUAAAGAAUAUAAAAAAUACAUCUAUCUUAUACUGCAAAAACUUAAAAAAGUAAAACUCUUUAUUAACCCUAAAAAAUAUAUUUUUUAUUUUUAA
Messenger RNA from Trichoderma asperellum CBS 433.97, 174 nucleotides. NCBI's taxonomy places the organism in Eukaryota, Fungi, Ascomycota, Sordariomycetes, Hypocreales, Hypocreaceae. The record is from RefSeq and is a predicted model, not a curated record.